UGAUAGCAUCAGAUUGUACUAUCACUUUUCCGUGCAAUACAAUAUUCUGCGAGCCACACAGUACUGUCAGCCUGCUCACCUUAUUUCCUGAAGCCUGAAAUGCCAAAAGAAUAAGAUGAAACGAUUAAGUUAUCAAGAAUAUUAUCGAAGAAUCAAUUAAUGCAUAGCAUUCGUAACUCCUACGAAGAAUUCAACCCACGAAUUUAUAACAAUUUAGAACAUCAAAAUUUAUACGUGCUCGACUUGGAUUGCAAUUAUGCCAGUGAUGUUUUACAACAGGCACAUUCGAAGAAAAUGUUUGUCGCCCCGACAAAGUGGCUUCUCCUUCAAAAUAGAAGAACGCUAAUUAAUAAUGACGAUAACGCCAAUCUAACUUCUACAUAUGAUGAUUCGAUUUUGGAGAUUUUCGAAACUUUAGCCGUCUAUCCUGAUAGCGAUGUGGUUCUCGCAAAAAGAUUCAACGAUGAUUUUCUACAACUAACAUCCGUAUAUCGGCCAAGUUCGCAGCGAGGAGUUAUAUGGGAAGAUCGCGGAAAUUGGACGAUCGAUAAUGGUUUGCGAAUGAAAACUUUCGACGUCGCCUCGGCACGCAGAAGAAAUCUUCAACAAUCAGUUUUAAAAUCAGCUGUCGUGAUAACAAAUCCCAAUACGCGCAAUCAUCUAACUGAUUUCAAAGAUAAAUCUAUAGAUGCUCCUACAAAGGCUGGAUAUCCAUAUAUAUUUUAUUUGACAAAACGAAUGAAUGCAACGAUAAAUAUCGAAUUUACAAACACCUGGGGAUAUCCUACAAAAAAUGGUUCCUGGAAUGGAAUGAUCGGGAUGCUGGAUCGACGCGAGAUCGAUAUUGGUGGCUCAGCUGCAUUUAUUACACCAGAACGUCUCGGUGUUGUACAAUUUAUCCAAUUGUACACAUGCACUAAAGUGCAUUUUGUAUUUCGCAAACCAUUAUUGUCGAGUGUGAGUAAUAUAUUUACAUUGACCUUUCACCGAAACGUCUGGAUAGCCAUUGCCGUGUUUCUCAUCUUAGUCCUUUGUUUGCUCUACUUGUCCAUCAAAUGGGAAUGUUAUUGUAAUAGAAAUGUAACAAAAUCAGCAGCUUACUGGAAGCAACUAAAUCCCAGUGAGCCAACAAUCAGCGAUAACGUACUCAUUCUUUUAGGUGCAUUUGCUCAGCAAGGAUAUGCGUACGAACCAUAUAAAGUCUCGUCCCGGAUUGUCACUUUAAUGUUACUAUUGGCUUCCCUGAGUCUCUAUGCGGCUUAUACAGCAAAUAUCGUGGGCCUGUUGCAAUCUACAACGAACUCUAUUAAAACUCUCGCGGAUCUUUACAACAGCCCGUUAAAAUUAGGUGCAGAGGACGUCGCGUACAAUCGAUAUUACUUCAAGAUCGCUCAAGAUCCUGUUAGAAAAGCAAUUGCGGAGCAGAAAAUUGAACCGAAGGGACGAAAAUCCAAUUGGAUGUCCGUAGAAGAAGGUGUAAGUCGUAUUAGAAACGAACUCUUCGCAUUUCAAGGUGAACUUGGGACGUUAUAUCAGUUAAUGGAAGCUACAUAUCAGGAGGAAGAAAAGUGCGGUUUGACUGAGAUUGAUUAUUUAAAAGUCCCGGAACCACUUUUUGUAAUUCAAAUACAGUCGCCUUAUUUGGAGAUAAUAAAAAACGGAGCCCUGAAACUACGAGAAUACGGACUCAAAUAUCGUACAGAGUAUCGCUUGUUUACAAAAAGGCCGGUAUGUUCGAGUAAGACUAGCUUCAUCACUAUCGGUUUCACGGAAUUCAACUUUGCUCUGAUCAUAAUGGGCUACGGAAUGCUUUUAGCCACUAUUGUGUUUGUGCUCGAGUUGUUAUGGCACAAGAAACAAAAAGCACGUGCGUUAGAAGAAGAAACGUCAAAUGUGGAAACUAUCUCUUACACUGAAGAAAUAGAUUAAUAUUUACGGACAUAUGCAUCUACUCGUCCAAAGGAAAUCAAAUAAAUAUGACAUUUACUGAUUUUUUUGUUGUUGUAUCUUUAAAUCUACAAGGAAAAUCUUUAGAUUAGAAGAUAUACACUCAGCUCUAAUUUAUAUACAUAUGGAAGGAAGAUACUUUUAACACUUUUAAAUUUCAUGCAAAAUAUUGUGUAAAAUAAAGAGAAUUAAAUGUGUGCAAAAACGAAAGAAGAAAGCGCGAUAAUCUUAUAUAA
Nylanderia fulva is the source of this 2183-nucleotide messenger RNA. RefSeq names its product ionotropic receptor 84a-like. Lineage: Eukaryota; Metazoa; Arthropoda; Insecta; Hymenoptera; Formicidae. Gene Ontology annotation, cellular component: membrane. The record is from RefSeq and is a predicted model, not a curated record. Gene Ontology annotation, molecular function: ligand-gated monoatomic ion channel activity.